Cadophora gregata is the source of this 2225-nucleotide messenger RNA. RefSeq lists its product as uncharacterized. Lineage: Eukaryota; Fungi; Ascomycota; Leotiomycetes; Helotiales; Ploettnerulaceae. Bases 636 to 1037 code for a protein of 133 amino acids. The record is from RefSeq and is a predicted model, not a curated record. The transcript is spliced from 2 exons.
AGGCGUUCUGUGGCGCUGGUCGCUGCUUUUCUCGCGGUAGGUGGAGGCGGGCUGGAUUGAAAUUGUAUGGAAUCUAGGCCUCCUUUUCAUACAGAAGAAAAACUCACCGAGGCAGGUCAAGAGAGAAGAAUGGUACCCAACCAGACUCUCACGGGGUCAUUCUCGCGAUUUGAAUUGACUGUGGGAUGGGAAUCAACUCUGCUCAUUGUGUCCUGCAUCGCGAACCUCAGAUCCCGAUUCGGCUGGCAUUUUGCUUGCUACACGCAUUAAGUUUCAUUUAACCUCGAUUCAGGGACGCAUGAUGAAUCGUGAGGACCUCAGGGUUCACGAGGACCUAGAUCUAGGCUUUUGUUGGUAUGGCAUGGUUUGACCGAGAGUUUGGAUUUGGCUAGGUAGUAGGGAGGGGUGACUGACGGGCCCUUCACGAAGUUCUUACCUAAAGCAUGAUUAGUAGUCACACUUACCCCGCGUCUGGAUGCAUUCAUAUUAGUUUUCUGAUUUCAUACUUCAGCCUCGAACAUUUUGUUGAGGUUUAAAUCAUAUCGCGAAGUUUUAAGUCAGACAGGUACACCUGUUGAGGUACUGCCUUGUUUGGUAGUCCAUGGGAACUAUGCGGGAAGUAUGCAGCAGCUGUCAUGCGAGAAAAGACGGCGAUGAUCAAUCAUCAAUCUCUCGUCAUCGUACACAUCGAAAUCUCAGGGGAAGGGGGAUUUUCGCAGCAGCGUGACGCAACCGUUCUACUUCCUUGCCAUCCCUCUCUCUGCCUGAACGCUCUCGCUUCUCUUUCUGUGCCGCAAACAACUCACCCAUCAGCAUCACCCAUCACAUCACAUCACACAAAAAGCUCCGGGUUCAGAUACAACGAACGAAAUGAUGCACCGCACCACUGCUCCACAUUCCUUUUCAAAUUAUCCCAAGCUUCCUGGGCGGGCGAGUCUGCAUGCCCAGAAGCCCAGCCACGGCUCGCGUGGAAAUGCGCAAGAUACGGUACUGUACAAAAAAGAUGGAAAGAUAAGCCCUCUCUGCAUGUACAGUAAGCCAAUUGGGUGGGGCCUGGGGGAUGGAAUGCAGAUCGGACCCCGCGCUCGUCUCGUCAGACACAGACACACGGAGGGAGCACCAGAAGUCCAUGGCCCUGCCGCAAAGCAUAAUCUAGAGGCGAUUUGAUUUCCUGGGUUCUAACUUAGCUAAAGAAAACAAUGGGUACUGUAACGCAGAGAAAGUGAGAAAGUAGACAUCCGAAUCAUGACACGACGAUUUACUUUCCCGCUAUCUGCAGUCCCCCAGCCAUGCACUGCAGAUGCAUAGCUACUCUAAUUCAUGUCUACCAAAAAGUGUAUCUCUCCCUCAACGGCGAGUCCGUCUGGGCAUGAUACGCCGUGCAGCAUCUCCCAAACUCUGCUCGCAGUUCGCAUUGCUCACCACUCCGUCUCACUGGCCAGGCAUCUCUAACUUCCUAGCAUCUCAAGCUGUUGACAGCCCCAGGCAGAGCGCUACUGUAGAGCGCGCACGGUGGUGGCUUAGAUGCUGUUGCGAGAUGUUAGCUUCAUGACGUUAAGGCGAAUAAUAAUGAGUGGGACGCUCGCUGGUUCGGGUGCAGGUGGUUCACCCCAAACGACCGACCCUCUUGUGGUUUAGAGCGUGCUCGAUCUGCGGGGUUUUCCUGGGGAUGGGGGAUACAGUAACUUAACUUACCUCCAAAAGGUUGGACGCUUGGCGGCAGUGGGUGGAGCAUCCCUCCCCCUGCGCAGUAGCCUGCCGAGAGCGAGAUAUGGGCAGUGGAUAUGGGGUUUCUCUACCAACCAGGCAGGCAGAUGGAUGUGCUUUCAGUGGUGGAGAGCUGGCUGCGGUUGCAAGUCCCGGUUUUAGUGCACUGGGAGGAGCUAAAUUACCUUCAUAGGGAUAGGAGGGAGGGAUGGAUGGUAGGGCAGGGAGGCAGAAGCUGACUCUGACUGGCGGUACGAGAGAGGGGAAAACAUGAUGGACCUAUCCUAUCUUGCCGUUCUUGUUCUUACGUUAGGGAUGAGAUAGAUAGACACACCUGGCCUGGCCUGGUCUGGUCUGGCUUGGGACUGGCGGGAGGUAUAUAAGGGGUAGGUCCCGUGGUUUCUCUUCUCAAACCGAUCCUUGAUUUUGACAUACAACAACAACAAACCCCGCAUCGUCAUCAUAUUCGCCCAAAUUAACAACAAAGAAAAGAAAAGAAAAGAAAAGAAAAGAAAAGA